This is a messenger RNA of Capronia epimyces CBS 606.96, 675 nucleotides long. RefSeq lists its product as uncharacterized. The coding region runs from base 1 to 675 and encodes 224 amino acids. The transcript has a single exon. Gene Ontology annotation, cellular component: nucleus; cytoplasm. Gene Ontology annotation, biological process: tRNA wobble adenosine to inosine editing. Gene Ontology annotation, molecular function: tRNA-specific adenosine-34 deaminase activity; zinc ion binding. NCBI's taxonomy places the organism in Eukaryota, Fungi, Ascomycota, Eurotiomycetes, Chaetothyriales, Herpotrichiellaceae. The record is from RefSeq and is a predicted model, not a curated record.
AUGGACUUCCUCCAGGACUUGCCUGGGGGCUCUCCCCCUCUUACACGCGCCCACAAGGACCGCGACCUCGGAAACCUCCUCUACUCCUCUGAUUCGGACGAUAUGGCGACCAUCCGAGAGCCUGAAAGCAAGGUCGACAAGGACAAACUCGAUCCCGAAGUUCUCAAGAACUUGGAAAUGCACCAAGGCUUCAUGCGUCAAGCAAUCAAUGUCGCCGAAGAGGCUCUUGCCGGAGGUGAAACUCCAGUUGCCUGCGUCCUUGUCCACAAUGGCGAAGUCGUGGCUCGAGGCAUGAACGACACAAACCGGUCUCUCAACGGCACUCGGCAUGCAGAGUUCCUGGCCAUAUCUGAGUUUCUUGCCAAAUUCCCUGCCGACAAGCUCAAAGAGACCGAUCUCUACGUUACCGUUGAGCCUUGCAUCAUGUGCGCUUCAGCCCUCAGACAGUACGGGAUCCGAUGCGUCUACUUUGGAUGUGGAAAUGAUAGAUUUGGCGGAAAUGGCAGUGUUCUCGCAGUCAACUCUGACCGGGGUCUCGAGGAAGGUUAUCCAAGCUACGGAGGGAUAUUCAGGAAAGAAGCCAUCAUGUUGCUCCGUAGGUUCUACAUUCAAGAGAAUGAGAACGCACCAAACCCUCGUGCAAAGGGCAAUCGGGAAUUGAAGCCGGUGGUCUAG